Messenger RNA from Diachasma alloeum, 6541 nucleotides. Its product is annotated as cilia- and flagella-associated protein 44. The record is from RefSeq and is a predicted model, not a curated record. The transcript has 5 exons. Lineage: Eukaryota; Metazoa; Arthropoda; Insecta; Hymenoptera; Braconidae. Gene Ontology annotation, molecular function: protein binding.
AUGGAAGUUGAUCAAUUAAAACCGACUAAUGGAUUAUUCCCAGAAGACGAUGAUGAUGGGGAAAAUCGAAGUGAAUUCCAGUCUCAAGUACAGUAUGACAAAAAUAAUUACAUUUCUGGGCCGGAGCGUGUGGAAAAUGGAAGUGUCCCAAUGAAUAUAUUAACAUUUGAUCACUCCUAUGGAUACGACUGCCGCAGACAUUUCAAUCUUUGCGUUCCCGACCCGAACACAUUGAUUUUUUCAUCCGGAGCUUUCAUCAAUUUUUUCGACGUUGAAAACAGUAAACUAACAUUUCAAAGAUGCUCAACGGGCCUUGGAAUAGGUCACAUAGCGAAGAAUCCCAAAGAAUUUCACAUAGCUGUUGGUGAAACCGGAGAUAAACCUCCAAUAAUAAUUUACAAAUGGCCAAGUAUGGAUAUAGUAACGAUUUUACAAAAUGGAACGAAAAAAAAUUAUUCCCAUUUGGCGUACAGUCCAGACGGUAAAUUGCUGUUGUCCCAGGGCAGCAGUCCUGAUUACUCAAUAACAGUAUGGAAUUGGAUAAAAUCGAUGCCCCUGUUGAGAUGCAAGUCUUACGAGCAGGAAAUUUACAACGCAAUUUUUUCGCCAACUGUUCCUGGACACCUAGUGACGAGUGGAUCUGGCCACAUUAAAUUUUGGAAAAUAUCGAAGACCUUCACUGGGCUGAAGCUAGAAGGUGUCCUAGGAAAAUUUGGUAAAACUGAAAUUUCGGAUAUAGUUGGACUCUACUCGAUGCCAGAUGAGAAAAUAAUAUCUGGGUGUGAAUGGGGGAAUAUUCUCGUGUGGGAGGAGGGCCUCAUAAAACUAGAAGUGAGAAGAAAGAACAACAGGCCGUGUCAUUCAAAGAUGAUUACGCAGUUUGAGUACUGCAAUGGGGACCUGAUGUCCAUUGGCAUGGACGGAUGGCUGAGGGUGUGGUCUUAUGAGACGAUAGAUCAGACCGACGCAUCUCAAGAUAAAGGAUUCAUUGAAAUCGAACCGAUUAACGAAUUCGAAAUAAAUAUCGAGAAGAAUGUUUUCGACACAGGGUCAACGUCUUCGAUGAUUAUGGCGCUCGAGAAGAAAUAUCCGGAGGACAGCGAAGACAAGAAAUGGUAUGGGCAGGAUGGCAAUGGGGGCUUGUGGCUCAUUGACUUAUCAACGUUCGACGAAGCUGUCAAUAGUGACGACAAAAAAUUCCCGAAUGCCACCAGACAAUUACUGAGAUGUCAUGCCGGUCCUGUCAUGGAUAUGACUGCUUGCACUUGGAAUUGCCUCGUAGCUACUAUCGGAUCUGAUUGUCAGCUUCACGUCUAUAAUUACGCAAAUAGAAAACUCGUUGGUGCUCACAGAUUUAAUGACGGAGGGUCUGCAGUCAUUUGGCUGCCGUGCUCUCUCGAUAAAACUGGUUCAACUAUCGUUUGUGGGUUUCAUACCGGAGUUAUUCGAGUUGUCACUGUUGGAUUCAACGAUAAUUCAGGGCAUGUCGAAUUAAUUCAAGUUGUCAAGCCGCACACCGACGAAAUAACAGCGAUUGUUGCAAAUCCCCCGGCUAAAUUAUUGAUAACUGGCAGCAAAGAUUCAACUAUUUUCUUAUUUUCUAUUGAAGUUCAUGAGUUCAUCAAUCUGACGCCAAUCGGCUUCGUAGAAAUCCCGUCGGCUGUGACCCGCAUCACUUGGAAGCCGAAAAAUUCAUCAACAAUUUUAAUUGGCUGCGCGGAAGGCCAUUUCGGUGAGAUUCAGGUGCCAGAAAAAUUUCCAUCGAAUGAUGAACAUCGCAAGACUUAUCGUUUGGACGAGUAUCGUGCGAAAUUUCUCAAAUUUCGGUCGGUCAAGUCUGCCCUCAGACGGGAAAUGGUGAGACAAGAGAAUGAAAAAAAAGUGAUGGAAAAGCGAGAGGAAAUGAGGAAGAAACUCGAUGAAUAUAGAUCGCUCAACCCUGGAAUUGAUGUUGAUGAGGAGACAUUUCUCGAGGAAGUUGAAGAGCCUCUUCAACUUCCUGAGCUUUAUGUACCGAGGGAACCGAAUCCGGUGCAGAAUAUUAAUUACACUAAUGCAGGGUCUGUCUGGCUGUCUGUGGGGGGAUACGACGCAGGCUAUAUUUAUGAAUAUCCCAGCAUCACUGGUGAUGAUGAUGAGGAAUCUGUCCGAGAAGCCGAGCCCCUCAGAGCUACACCACUGCGAGACGCUGAAGACUUGGAAUUGAAAUGUUCUCUGUCUCACAAGGAUUCAUUAAUUUUCCUGGGCCUAGAGCACGGACAACUUCGUAUUUGUCGGGUAGAUCCUGAAGAUUACACGAAUUUUUCAGACUAUUUAAGCUAUCCUGCGCACGACUACUAUCGUGGCGAUAUGAAUAAAAUAUUACUGAGUCAGGACGAGAAGUAUUUAUUCACAUGCGGCUGUGACGGCAAUAUUUUUUCAUUUCGCGUGAGCUUCGGGGAAGAUCGAUCAGUUGGAAAAAUUGAAUUCGAAAAUAAUGAUAGGAAUGCCCGGCCGGCGCGGAAGAAAGACGUUGAAGAUAUCAGAGACGUGAAUUAUCCGAGCUUAGAACAAGUGAUAAUAACGACUGAGUCCAAUAGGAUUAUGUCACUGACGAAGAAAAAUAGAGACGAUGUGUAUUAUUUACUGAGAAAUUUCACUAAGGAUUAUCAGGGAAUUAUGGAACGAAACAGACAGCUGAUAAAGUCGCAACAGAUUCCUCCGAGUGAUUUCAAAUUGGACGAUCGGAUCGUCGAGGAUUUGAAUUCUCAAUUGAAGUGUGAGAUGGAUUUGAUAGAUCAGAGAAUGGCUUUUAAAAUUGAAAGAAAUCAACUGAUUCUGAGGAAGUUGAUGGAUCAUUUUGUGCUGCCAAUCACUUGUCUUCCGUUUGCUGUUUCCAGAAUAUCUAAACCGGAGACAAUGAUCCACUCGGUGAAGGAAAAAAAAUUGAGCGAAAACUUCCAGGCUGAAUAUGCCGACGUUCUACAGAAACUUUCACGAGCUAAGGAUUCAGAAAAGUAGUCGACAAUGGCUGAUGAGAGUGACGAUCAGGGAGAAGGAGCAGGCAAAGGAGACCAGGAAGAGAAACUGAAAAUCGAUGGUGUAGCUAGUUUCCUGCAAGACCAGAAUUUCUUCUCAGAUGAAGAAAAAUUAACGGCAGAAAUGAAGCAAAUGUUGAGGAGAUAUAAUGACAAAAAAUUGCAAAUAGAAAGGAGAUCCAAGGAAUGGAAAAUAAUGCACGCGAGUAAACCAGAUCCCAAUUCCGAUCAUCCUGACGACAUACGAAAUGUUGAAAUUGCCAGAAAAACAAUCGGCGAUUACAAGUUGAAAAUUUCCUCGAACUAUGACAUGGAGGGUCAACGAGAGCGAGAAACAACGCUGAGCAAAUAUAAACAAUUGUUAGAUUGUAGGAAAAAAUGUCAUUAUUUGCGCGAGUCAUUCAAUGAUAGAUUGAGAUUUAUGAGAGCGAAGAAAUUAUCGCUGAAAAGUGAAAUUGAAAGUUCAGUGGAAAAAAAACUGAAUGCAAUUCACGCAGAAAUCCCAAAGCACUAUAUAAGGGAAAUGCCAGAAAUGAGAGCCAUUGAUGCUUCGCUCGAAUUUCCAGAAAAUAAUUUGAAGCUGGAGAAAUACAUUUCCAUGGGUGAAAAAGUAAAGGAGGCACGCAGGCAGAAACAAUCAAUCAUCGACGAAACAAUGCAACAAGCUCUCGAUGACGAAUUUAAAACUAUUUUACCUGACGAAAGCCUCUUCGAGUACUAUUCAGAUUUAUUACCAACUUCUCUAAACAUUAAGGAGAAAAAACGAAUCAAGCAAGUUGACAUUGCGAUCCCGAAUCAUGUCCAGAAGAUGAUGCAGGAUUAUGACAGGAAAAUAACUCCGUGGGAGCGGGAGAUGAAGGCAGUGCGAUUGUCAAGAAAGCUUUAUGAACAGGACUGUAUAAUCAAAGACAUUGAAUCGAGAUACGAAGACAUUGAUCGAGAACUCGAUGAAUUGGAGUCCAUGAGACUCCAGGUCUACGCAGACGGCGUCUACUCUGAUUUAUACAAAUUAACACUGCAUCAAGAAUUGAUAGUUCUCCGAGACUCCGAGAGAACUGAGAAUUCUCUGAGGGAAAAGCUGAACACAAAAUUACAGGAUAAGGCAGUCGCGCUUGAUAAACUCCAGUCGAUGAUGAGAAAUAUUGAUAAAAAGAACAGAGACAUAAAAAACAUUCAGAAUAAAAUGAAGGAGCAAACUGCAUAUUUUGCAAGUGCGACACAGGACAACAAAUACGCCAAAUUUCUGACGAGGAUUUUCAAGAAAAAAGUUAAAAUCGGUGUGGCGCAGCGGUCAGAGAGCUCUAGCCAAAUGAGUUCCGAUAGUUCCGAUGAAACUAGUACGGAUCAAGAUGAUAGCGACAAUAGUAGUGUCGACAUUCAUAAAAUUGCAUUAACAACGUUCGACGAAAGCGUUUGCCCCCCUGACUGCUCUCGAGAAUUGUACGAUCUGGCAUUUUCUAUGCGGCUGAAGCGUCACGAUAACGAAAAUGAAAUUCGCGAGGAACAAAAAAAUGUGGAGUCUCUCCUGCGGGAAGUCGAUCACGAUUCUAAAAAAAUUAAAAUCAUCGAGACAGCUGUGAACGACUGCAAACAGACAUUGAAUAAUUUUAUGCACGAGAAGCAAUGCAGAUUGAAUGACAUCGACAUGACUUUAACUCUGAAUUUUCAUCAGCUUGAACAUUUCGUUGAUGACGAUAAUUUAUCCAAAAUGUUCAACUGCGUUGUGUUUGACACGACGAGAUUAUCUCAAUUGUACAGAAGAGUUGGGGAGCUGCAGCAGGAGACGUGCGAGCAAAAAAUGAGGCACAAAAAAAAUUGCACGCAUCUUCAUCGAAUGAACAUCGACUGCAAAUAUAUGAACAGUCAGAUUAAGAGGCUCAAGAGUUGUGUCGAGGAAGAAAUGCUCAAGAAAUUUGGCUGCCCGAUUUCACUGGCUUCGCUUUAUGAGGCUGUUGUGCGCAGGCUCAUUUACAGUAUGAAAGCAAAUAUGACUGAUAAUUUGAAAUACGAAAGGCAGUUCAAGUGCCUGAAGGAGAGGUACGACGAGAAUAUUUUGAUAUUGGAAAAUCUUGUCAGAGAUAAUACGGAGAAGUUGAGCGUUCUCACUGUUUUAACGGAAGAGCAGAUGAGGUUUCAUAAGAUUAUUAAGAAGUGGCCGGAGACGUCGAAGAAUAUAUUUCAAAGUGAGCUUGAGUGGCGGAAGGAUCUGGCGCACCUCGAAGGAAUUAUUGUGAAUCAGAAAGAGCAGAAGGAAUUUUUCCGCAGCGACGUGAGGAAUUUGAAACUCAAGAUACGCUCGCUGCCUCCGGUCACGUCGCGAAGGAAAUAUCUUCCGAGUAUUAAGAAAAUUUGCAGUAAGAGUGAUGAUGAACAGGGUGCAUCCGUCAGGGAUGAGACUUGGCAGGAGAAAAAAACCGCAAUAUCGGAAAUUUUUAAGGAUAAAAUUCAUGAUUCUGCACUUCGCAUUGUCAGAAAUUUGUUAUCUAAAAUUAUUCAACAAUAUGUGGAGCGCGAAGAAGCCAAGAGUAUAGUUGACCAAUUUUUCAAUGAAAUUUCGAAGAAGCAUUCAAACAUUUCGACCGACUUCAUCGAUAGUUUCAUGGAGAUCUGUGAGAAAAUUGAAAAGAGAAUUGAGGAAAUUUCGACAAAGGCUGGAAUUUCCGGAAAAAUACGAGACAUUAUUCUGGAAUACGCGAAUGAAAUAAUUUCACAACUGGAAAUUGAGUCGCGGGGCAUUGGAGUCGGUUCUGUCGAAAUAUCUUGGAAUGUAAAACCGAAACUCGACGAGUUCUUGGAAAGUAUGGAAAUUAAAAAAGACAUUACUACGGAGGUUUACAUUAUGAAAUUUUUGAAGAUGGAAAUGGGUUUAGAACUCGCUACGGACUAUGUUUUAACGAAAUUGUCGACGAAACCCGAUUCAGAGACAGCCAUUGCAUUUCGUGAACACGCGUCCAGGACGCUGAGAGAAAUUCAAAAGCAUAUCGAUGGAGAAUCCGAGACUGAAACAACUGCGAAGAGUUCAAACUCUGGUUUGUAGAGUUUUUCUCGUCGUUCUACUUUAAAUAUUCGACAUUAUAAAGAAAACAUGGGGGUGAAUCUCUUUAUAAAUUUUUAUCAACAUACAUUAGCUUUCGAGGUGGAAUUUUUUAAUCAACUAGUACUUUCUAUGGUCCCAGAGUAUUGUACAAAUAUUAUUGAAUAUAAUUAUGAAGAAAUUAGAAGUCAGCAUUGCAUUACAACUCGAGACGGUUUUCAAUAAAACCGAGAGCAUCACUGGAGUUCACUCUUAAACUUAUUUUAUAUUUCAUCCUUUUGUAUCGAAGGGAAUCGUUGCUCUUUAGUCAGAAAUAAAUAAACUCAAGUAUCUUAGAGUGCUGAGAUUGAGUCCACAUUACUCGACCAUUCUACUGUACAUAACAUUCUCAUAACUGUAGAUGUAGCUUAUAAUAUUGUGAUAAAUUGAUAAGUCACAUAAUCAAGUCUAUAUUGUACUUUUGUAUUUGAUAAUAAAAAACUAUGGAAAG